CGGGGCGCGGGACGCGGGACGCCGGGCGCGGGACGCCGGGCGCGGGACGCCGGGCGCGUGGCGCGGCGAUGGCUCUGUCCGAGGCCGACCGGGCGGCGGUGCGCGCGCUGUGGAGAAAGAUGGGUGACAACCUGGGCAUCUACACGACCGAGGCUCUGGAGAGGUCCUUCGCGGUCUUCCCCUCCACCAAGACCUACUUCCAGCACCUGGACCUGAGCCGCGGCUCCGCCCAGAUCAAAGCCCACGGCAAGAAGGUGGCCGACGCGCUGACCGAGGCCGUGGGCAGCCUGGACGACCUGCCCGGCGCGCUGUCCUCGCUGGGCGACCUGCACGCGCGCCGGCUGCGUGUGGACCCCGCCAACUUCAAGGUGGGCGCGGGGCGCGGGCCGCUCCCGGGCGCCGGGGCCCGUGGGGAGUGGCGCUCGCCAAGGCUCCUCUCCCCGCAGCUCCUGGGCCACUGCCUGCUGGUCACCCUGGCCCGGCACUACCCCGGCGACUUCAGCCCCGCCAUGCACGCCUCGCUCGACCGGUUCCUGGGCUGCGUGUUCGCGGCGCUGCUCUCCCGCUACCGCUGAAUAAAGAAAGACGCGGAGGUGCAGCCGGCCCGUCUGUGCUGCGAGGCGCGGGGA
Sorex araneus (European shrew) is the source of this 629-nucleotide messenger RNA. RefSeq names its product hemoglobin subunit theta-1-like. Bases 69 to 575 code for a protein of 168 amino acids. The transcript has 2 exons. Gene Ontology annotation, cellular component: hemoglobin complex; haptoglobin-hemoglobin complex; blood microparticle. Gene Ontology annotation, molecular function: peroxidase activity; oxygen binding; organic acid binding. The record is from RefSeq and is a predicted model, not a curated record. Gene Ontology annotation, biological process: hydrogen peroxide catabolic process; oxygen transport. Lineage: Eukaryota; Metazoa; Chordata; Mammalia; Eulipotyphla; Soricidae.